Messenger RNA from Amaranthus tricolor (Joseph's coat), 429 nucleotides. RefSeq lists its product as uncharacterized. Lineage: Eukaryota; Viridiplantae; Streptophyta; Magnoliopsida; Caryophyllales; Amaranthaceae. The record is from RefSeq and is a predicted model, not a curated record. The transcript has 2 exons. Bases 1 to 429 code for a protein of 142 amino acids.
AUGGUAGAUCCCUCGAAGGUUCAAGCAGUAAUGAACUGGCCUACACCCAUUAAUGUGACAGAAGUGAGAAGUUUCUUAGGUCUAGCCGGAUACUAUAGGAGAUUUAUGAAGAAUUUCUCGAGAAUCGCUCAGCUUAUCACUAAUUUGAUGAAGAAGACCACUAAGUUUCAAUUGGAUGAGAAGUGUGAAACGGCAUUCCAAGAGUUAAAAUCAAGGUUUACUUCUGCUCCUGUGCUGACCUUACCGAAUGAAAGUGGAGAAUAUGAGGAUUAUACAGACGCAUCUAAGAAUGGACUAGGUUGUAGAUUCGAGAAGUCUGUCCAAAUUUUAGAAGAUGCUACAAGAAGCAGUGGGCACGAUACUAAAUUUCAGUACUACAUUUCAUCCAGCAACAGCCAGUUAAACAGAGAGAACGAUUCAGACUCUUGA